Molecule: messenger RNA, 8276 nt
Organism: Corvus hawaiiensis (hawaiian crow)
Lineage: Eukaryota; Metazoa; Chordata; Aves; Passeriformes; Corvidae
Gene: PTPRS
Product: protein tyrosine phosphatase receptor type S
Exons: 38
Coding region: 276-6101 (1941 amino acids)
Biological process (GO): protein dephosphorylation
Molecular function (GO): protein tyrosine phosphatase activity; protein binding
Source: RefSeq, a predicted model, not a curated record
UCAGGUGGAUUCAUCAGUCUCUGACUGGGAAGGAUUACUUUGGGGUUUUGAAGGGCGUGUGAAAUAGCCUCGAAGUCAAGGGAACAGAAGCACACUUCUGCCUCUGCUGUGCUGGACUCCAUCAGGACAUCCCCAGGGCCGGCGAUGAGGACCACGGCAGCAGAGGGAAGGCAGCCAACACUUCAAGCAAUAAAAGUGCUGACAAGGCUGGGGAGACGCUGCAGUUCCCGCUGAGCCGGAGCCUUCCCGGCUGGGGCCGAAGGCCUUUGCAGAGGAUGAGGAUCCUUCCCAGCCCUGGGAUGUCUUCGCUGGUCUCCCUCGUGAACCUCCUCUCCGUGCUGCUGAUGGACUGCGUUGCUGAAAGUCCCCCUGUGUUCAUCAAGAAGCCUGUGGACCAAAUCGGUGUGUCGGGAGGGGUGGCCUCCUUCGUGUGCCAAGCCACUGGAGACCCAAAGCCAAGGGUCACCUGGAACAAGAAAGGGAAGAAAGUGAACUCUCAGAGGUUUGAGACCAUUGAAUUUGAUGAAAGUGCAGGUGCUGUUUUGAGGAUCCAGCCCCUCCGGACUCCCCGGGACGAGAACAUUUACGAAUGUGUUGCUCAGAACCCUCAUGGGGAGGUCACUGUCCACGCCAAGCUCACUGUCCUCCGAGAGGACCAGUUACCUCCCGGCUUCCCGAACAUUGACAUGGGGCCCCAGCUGAAGGUGGUGGAGCGGACGCGAACGGCCACGAUGCUCUGUGCGGCCAGCGGGAACCCCGACCCCGAGAUCACCUGGUUUAAGGAUUUCCUGCCCGUCGACCCCAGUGCCAGCAACGGGAGAAUAAAACAGCUGCGAUCAGAGACCUUUGAAGGUACACCGAUCCGAGGUGGGCUGCAGAUCGAGAGCAGCGAGGAGACGGACCAGGGCAAGUACGAGUGCGUGGCCAGCAACAGCGCCGGGGUGCGCUACUCGUCCCCCGCUAACCUUUACGUGAGAGAGCUACGAGAAGUUCGCCGUGUGGCCCCUCGCUUCUCCAUCCUCCCUGUCAGCCAUGAAAUCAUGCCCGGGGGCAACGUCAACAUCACCUGCGUGGCCGUGGGGUCUCCCAUGCCCUACGUGAAGUGGAUGCAGGGAGCGGAGGACCUGACGCCCGAGGAUGACAUGCCCGUGGGCAGGAACGUCCUGGAGCUCACGGAUGUCAAGGACUCCGCCAACUACACCUGCGUGGCCAUGUCCAGUCUGGGAGUCAUAGAAGCCGUUGCCCAGAUCACGGUGAAAUCACUUCCCAAGGCUCCUGGGACGCCAGUGGUGACAGAGACAACAGCAACGAGUAUCACCAUCACCUGGGACUCUGGAAAUCCAGACCCCGUGUCCUACUAUGUCAUUGAGUACAAGUCUAAGAGCCAGGAUGGACCAUACCAGAUCAAGGAGGACAUCACCACCACACGCUACAGCAUCGGGGGGCUCAGCCCCAACUCCGAGUACGAGAUCUGGGUCUCCGCAGUCAACAGCAUCGGGCAGGGGCCUCCCAGUGAGUCAGUGGUCACUCAUACUGGGGAACAAGCUCCUGCCAGUGCUCCCCGCAACGUGCAGGGCCGGAUGCUGAGCAGCACCACCAUGAUCAUCCAGUGGGAGGAACCGGUGGAGCCCAACGGGCAGAUCCGAGGGUACCGUGUCUAUUACACCAUGGAGCCUGACCAGCCCGUCAGCAACUGGCAGAAGCACAACGUGGAUGACAGCCUGCUGACCACCGUGGGCAGCCUCCUCGAGGACGAGACCUACACCGUGCGAGUGCUGGCCUUCACCUCCGUGGGGGACGGGCCCCUGUCUGACCCCAUCCAGGUUAAGACACAGCAAGGAGUUCCUGGGCAGCCGAUGAACUUCCGAGCAGAAGCCAAGACCGAGACCAGCAUUGUGCUGUCAUGGAGCCCCCCACGCCAGGAGAUCAUAGUGAAGUAUGAGCUCCUCUACAAGGAAGGAGACCGCAGCAAGGAGGUGCUGAAGAACUUCGAGCCAACGACCUCGUUCACGGUGGAAGGCCUGAAGCCCAACACUGAGUAUGUCUUCCGGCUGGCCGCCCGCUCGGCUCUGGGGCUGGGGGCCUUCACCCCGGAGGUCCGAGAGCGCACCUUGCAGUCUAAACCGUCUGCCCCCCCUCAAGAUGUAAAAUGUGUCAGCACCCGCUCCACCGCCAUUCUGGUAAGUUGGCGGCCGCCUCCGGCCGAGAGCCAGAACGGCGUCCUGGCCGGCUACAGCGUCCACUAUCGAGCGCUGGACUCGGAGGACACGGAGCUAAAGGAGGUGAAUGAUAUCCCCCCAACCACCAGUCAGAUCCUGCUGGAGUCCCUGGAGAAGUGGACCGAGUACCGCGUCACCGUGGUGGCUCACACGGAGGUGGGGCCGGGCCCGGAGAGCUCGCCGGUCAUCGUCCGCACGGAUGAGGAUGUGCCCAGUGCUCCGCCACGGAAGGUGGAGGUGGAGGUGCUGAACUCGACGGCGAUCCAGGUGUUCUGGCGCUCGCCGGUGCAGAGCCGCCAGCACGGCCAGAUCCGCGGCUACCAGGUGCACUACGUCCGCAUGGAGAACGGCGAGGCCAGGGGGCUGCCCCACAUCAAGGACAUCAUGCUGGCGGACGCCCAGUGGGAAACAGAUGACACUGCUGAAUACGAAAUGAUCAUUGCUGGGCUCCAGCCCGAGACUGCCUAUUCCAUCACCGUGGCCGCCUACACCAUGAAGGGAGAUGGUGCUCGCAGCAAACCCAAAGUGGUCACCACGAAGGGUGCAGUCCCAGGAAAGCCCAUCCUCUCUGUGCACCAGACAGAGGAGAGCACUCUCCUGGUGAAAUGGGAGCCCCCGCUGGACGCGGAGGGCCAGGUGUUGGGCUACCGGCUCCAGUUCGGCCGCAAGGAUGUCGACCCUCUGGCUACCUUGGAAUUCUCGGCCCUGGAGGAUAAGUACAUCGCUCCCAGCAUCCACAAGGGCGCCACGUAUGUGUUCAAGCUGGCCGUGAAAAGCCGGGCUGGCUUUGGGGAGGAAGCUGUGCAGGAACUCACCACCCCCGAAGACAUCCCCAAGGGUUACCCCCAAAUCCUCGAGGCGAGCAACGUCACAUCCAUGUCGGUGCAGUUUGGCUGGCUGCCCCCCGUGCUGGCCGAGAGGAACGGAGCCAUCGUCAAAUACACCGUGGCCUACCGGGAGGCCGGUUCUCCCGGCAACCUGCUGGAAAAAGACCUGCCCCCCUCCCCAGAGAACUCGUACACCCUCAACGGCCUCAAACCCAACACCGCCUAUGAUGUUAAAAUCCGUGCUCACACCAGUAAAGGCCCCGGGCCCUACAGCCCGACCGUCCAGUAUCGGACGUUCCAGCUGGACCAAGUUUUACCCAAAAACUUCAAGGUGAAGAUGGUGACAAAGACAUCUGUCCUUUUGAGCUGGGAGUUCCCUGAGAAUUACAACUCUCCUACCCCAUACAAGAUCCAGUACAACGGGCUGCAUGUCGACGUGGACGGACGAACGACCAAGAAACUCAUCACCCACCUGAGGCCCCGCACCUUCUACAACUUCGUGCUGAUGAACCAGGGCAACAGCAUGGGGGGGCUGCAGCAGAACGUCGCUGCCUGGACUGCUGCUGACAUGUUGUCCAAGAAGCCAGAGGUGACCCACAAGCCUGAUGCUGAUGGCAAUGUGGUGGUGAUUCUCCCCGACGUGAAGAGCUCUGUGCCUGUCCAAGCUUUCUACAUUGUGGUGGUGCCUCUGAGGAAGUCCCGGGGAGGACAGUUCCUCAACCCCUUGGGCAGCCCUGAGGAGAUGGACCUGGAGGAGCUCGUCCAGGACAUCGCCAGGCUCCGGCGCCGGAGCCUGCGGCAUUCCCGGCAGCUGGACUUCCCCAAGCCCUACAUCGCUGCCCGCUUCCGCUCCCUGCCCUCCCACUUCAUCCUGGGGGACAUGAAACACUACGACAACUUCGAGAACAGAGCCCUGGAGCCGGGGCAGAAAUAUGUGAUCUUCAUCCUGGCAGUGCUGCAGGAACCUGAGGCUACCUAUGCUGCCAGUCCCUUCUCCGACCCCAUCCAGCUGGACAACCCUGACCCGCAGCCCAUCAUCGAUGGCGAGGAGGGGCUGAUCUGGGUCAUCGGGCCCGUCCUGGCCGUGGUCUUCAUCAUCUGCAUCGUCAUUGCCAUCCUGCUCUACAAAAACAAACCAGACAGCAAACGGAAGGAUUCAGAGCCACGGACCAAGUGCCUCCUGAACAACGCUGAAAUCGCCCCCCACCACCCCAAGGACCCCGUGGAAAUGAGGCGAAUCAACUUCCAGACUCCAGAUUCUGGUCUGAGCAGCCCUCUCAGUGACCCUGAGUUUGACUUGGAAAGUAUGCUCAGCCACCCGCCCAUCCCCGUUUCCGAGCUGGCUGAACACACAGAGCAUCUCAAAGCUAAUGAUAACCUGAAAUUAUCCCAAGAGUAUGAGUCCAUCGACCCCGGGCAGCAGUUCACCUGGGAGCACUCCAACCUGGAAGUGAACAAGCCCAAGAACCGCUACGCGAACGUGAUCGCCUACGACCACUCCCGGGUCAUCCUGCUGCCCAUCGAAGGAAUUGUGGGCAGUGAUUACAUCAACGCCAACUACAUCGAUGGGUACCGGAAGCAGAACGCCUACAUUGCCACCCAGGGGCCUCUGCCAGAGACCUUCGGGGACUUCUGGAGGAUGGUGUGGGAGCAGCGCUCAGCCACCAUUGUUAUGAUGACUAAGCUGGAGGAGAAAUCACGGAUAAAGUGUGACCAGUACUGGCCAGGCCGAGGCACGGACACCUACGGAAUGAUCCAAGUGACGCUGCUGGACACCAUUGAACUGGCCACGUUCUGCGUCCGAACGUUCUCCCUUCACAAGAACGGCUCCAGUGAGAAGCGCGAGGUGCGGCAGUUCCAGUUCACAGCGUGGCCUGACCACGGCGUGCCCGAGUACCCCACCCCGUUCCUGGCCUUCCUGAGACGGGUGAAAACCUGCAACCCCCCAGAUGCUGGUCCCAUCGUGGUGCACUGCAGCGCGGGCGUGGGACGCACCGGCUGCUUCAUCGUGAUCGACGCCAUGCUGGAGAGGAUCAAGCACGAGAAGACCGUGGACAUCUACGGACACGUCACCCUCAUGAGGUCCCAGCGCAACUACAUGGUGCAGACAGAGGACCAGUACAGCUUCAUCCACGAUGCCUUGCUCGAGGCCGUGGCCUGCGGCAACACCGAGGUCCCGGCUCGGAACCUCUACAGCUACAUCCAGAAACUGGCACAGAUCGAGGCCAGGGAGCACGUGACGGGCAUGGAGCUGGAGUUCAAGCGCCUCGCCAACUCCAAGGCCCACACCUCGCGCUUCAUCAGCGCCAACCUGCCCUGCAACAAGUUCAAGAACCGCCUGGUGAACAUCAUGCCCUACGAGACCACCCGGGUGUGCCUGCAGCCCAUCCGCGGCGUCGAGGGCUCCGACUACAUCAACGCCAGCUUCAUCGACGGCUACAGGCAGCAGAAGGCCUACAUUGCCACGCAGGGGCCGCUGGCAGAGACCACCGAGGAUUUCUGGAGGAUGCUCUGGGAGAACAACUCCACCAUCGUCGUGAUGCUGACGAAGCUUCGCGAGAUGGGGCGGGAAAAGUGCCAUCAGUACUGGCCCGCGGAGCGCUCGGCACGGUACCAGUACUUCGUCGUGGACCCCAUGGCUGAGUACAACAUGCCCCAGUACAUCCUGCGGGAGUUCAAGGUCACGGAUGCCAGGGACGGUCAGUCACGAACUGUUCGUCAGUUCCAGUUCACUGACUGGCCAGAACAAGGUGUGCCAAAAUCAGGAGAAGGUUUUAUCGACUUCAUUGGGCAGGUACACAAGACCAAGGAGCAGUUUGGCCAGGAUGGCCCCAUCUCUGUCCACUGCAGUGCUGGCGUGGGCAGGACUGGAGUGUUCAUCACCCUGAGCAUCGUCCUGGAGCGGAUGCGCUACGAGGGGGUUGUAGAUAUUUUCCAGACAGUGAAGAUGCUGCGAACACAACGACCUGCAAUGGUGCAAACAGAGGAUGAAUACCAGUUCUGUUACCAGGCAGCUCUGGAGUAUCUGGGAAGUUUUGAUCACUAUGCAACAUAAAAAGCCAUCGUUGUGCAGACUCUACCAACCACUUCAGUCCUGGAAGGCCUCUUCUGACCCAGGAGGAGCGCUUGAACUUACAAAACUGACUCAGAAGAAGUACCUUUUCAUCUGGACAAUGCAUCGGGAGCAGGGGGGAGGAUUGGAAGGAACACCCCUUUGGGAACUCCAUGUUGUAACCUGGCGCUCGCAGCGGCAGCUCGGGAGGGCUGCUCGGAACUGCUCUGGAACCUCAGGUGGUGUUCGCUGGGGAGGACGGAUGGACACGGGGAAACAGAUCCAACAGCUACAACACACCUUGGGAAACGUUUCUGCUGGAGAAGGGAAGGAAAAACCGACUUUGGUUACAUCAUUAGAGUUCAGUUUAUUUACUAAUAUAGUUGGCAGUCUUUAAAGGAAGUCACUUGCAGAAUUGGAGGUGUUCUGUGAAAGAAAAGGAACUAAAUCUAAAUACUUAGGCAAACUUAGGGUCAGGAGUUCUUCUAGCUGGAGUCUUAAUAACCUCAGUAUCAGCAUUGGGAUGAUUCUGGGCUUGCAGGCACCUUGCAAACAGCAUUCAUGGGAUGCCCCUGCCACGCCAGAGGUUUUAUAGCUCACAUUUUGAAUACUUGGAACAUUCCUCAUUUCUUCUAAUUCCAAAAUUUAUUUUUUAGGAUAUUUAAAAGGAUAGAGAAAGAGCGAGAGUUACAACCCCCAGAGCUGGCUGUGGGGGGUGGCCCCCUCCCCUUGCUUGGGCUGGGGUCUCUGACUGCUGGGUCUGGGCCCGUUUCCAGCCCAUCUGGCUUUCCUUGGAGCAGGGUGGGACACCCCGGGAAGAAAGGCAGCCCCUUCCCCAGGCUCUUUGCACAUUCACACCCCACUGCUGCUGUGAGCAGCUGCGUCCCCCGUUCCUGCCCAGCAGAAUGUCCCUGCCCAGCAGAAUGUCCCUGCCAGGAGCCCCAGAAGCACCUACAGAAAUUUGUUUCCAAUAUCCAGCUGGUUCCUGGUGCCAGCCCCUCGCCUCUGAACUCAGCAGCUCUCGGGAGCUCCUCUCAGGACUGUCCCAGCACCACAGCACUCCUUGCACAGCUCCCACGUCCCACUGUCCCCAACAUGCCCCAGCUGUAAAAGAACUGGGAAAGAUCCAGGAAGGUGCAUCCAAUGGCAAAUACUGUGAGUGGCUUUCUUUAAAGUAUUGAUGUAACUGUAACAAGUGACAUUACCUUUUUUUUAAAUAGUGUAUUUUUUCCUUUUUUUUUUUAAAAAAGACAAAGAAUAUCAGUCAAUGAAUUUAAAAGAAAAAUUUGCUUAUUUGUUCAUAUUAUGUUCAAAGACAGUCUAUUUUUUCACUGUAGAAAUGUUACGUGUAAUGGCUGUGAUAUAUAAAAAUGCAGUGCAAAUUGCUACUUCUACAUAUUGCUUUUCUACCAUUUAAAAGGUUUAACUUGCUCAUGUAAAAACAAAAUGUCCUUUCUGGAUUUUUUUUUUUUUUUUUUUGGGUUCUUUUGUUUUAAAUCACAGACCUAUCCCACAUCCCUGGGAGGGUGGGGGGGCAGCAGGGGAAGGGGUGGUGGCAGUGCCAAUUCCCUCCCCUUCAGCUGUGGCCAUACAGGGCCAGGGCUGAAAUGGGAGAUUCAUCAACACCAGAGGCUUUUGCUGACUGGAGACAGAGAUGUGAUUUCGGAGCCUUGACACCCAUCAGGUGUUUUAACAUCCCAGGUGUGUUGCAGGUACCAGCCUAGCCUUUCUCUGUGCUGGUUGUGGCUCCAGUGCAGCCAUGCACAGAGCACAGGAUAUCUGAGAAAAGCCACCCUGCCCCAAACUCUGCUCACCUCUGCCCUUUCCACUUUUUUUAUUUUUCUAGAAGGGGUAAUCAUGGCCAUCAAGUGCUGCCCAGAACCCCCCACACAACCCAUUUCCUGUCUUUAACUGAAAAAAAGAAAAAGAAAAAAAAAAGAACCGACUGAAAGGCUUCUUCGAGAUUUUACUUAUUUGUGUGAAAGUUGCCCAAAUUUCUAAGUAUGUUGCAGCAAAAUCUUACUGGACAAGGUGGGGGGAGGGGGGAGGUUUUUUUCUUUGUAUGAGAGCAAAGUGCUGUUGCUUUCACACUGUUAUUUCAAACUGAAACAGUAAGUGGUUUUCAUACCACGGUGUAUGUAGAUAUAUUGACUUUGUAUUAAAGGAAGAUUGUCUGAA